This is a messenger RNA of Grosmannia clavigera kw1407, 807 nucleotides long. Its product is annotated as cbf nf-y family transcription factor. NCBI's taxonomy places the organism in Eukaryota, Fungi, Ascomycota, Sordariomycetes, Ophiostomatales, Ophiostomataceae. Gene Ontology annotation, molecular function: protein heterodimerization activity. The record is from RefSeq and is a predicted model, not a curated record. Gene Ontology annotation, cellular component: CHRAC; nucleus. The transcript has 2 exons. Bases 1 to 807 code for a protein of 268 amino acids.
AUGCCUUAUAACACUACCGCUAUCCCGCCGCGGAAAGAGGCCACGGGCCAGACGCAGCUGCCAUUAACCCGAGUGCGCAAGAUUAUCUUGCAAGACCCAGACGUCGCCGUCUGCUCCAACAACGCCGCUUUUGUCAUCACGCUUGCGACAGUAAGCCCCGCUCAGAACGCUCUUCCUUCUCCAGCCCUUCUGACCAGACAGGAACUCUUUGUCCAGUAUCUUGCCUCUGAGGCCCAGAACAUGGUCAAGCUCGACCGCAAGCCUCGCCGCAACGUCCAGUAUAAGGACAUCAGCAAUGCCGCCUCCCGCAUCGACCGUCUCGAGUUCCUCCAGGACACCGUCCCCGCCACCGUCCCCUACGGCAAGAUCAAGGCCGACGCUGCCGCCGCUCAGGCGAAGCUCCGCGGGGGCGCUGUCACCGCCAAGGUCGCCAAGUCCGACCGCACGUUUUCGGGCACUGCCGCCGCGCCGACCACAAUCCUGUCGCUGACGAAUGGCGCGUCCACUGAAACUGGCGCCGGCGCCGGCGCCGGCAAGCGGAAGCACCAACAGCAGCUGCCCUUUACCGUGCUCAACGGCUCCAACUUCCGCCCGGUAGGUGGCCACACUGCGACGGAUGCCAGUGUGGACGGCUCGGGCGUGGCUGCUGCUGCUGCUCUGGCCCAGGCUGCCGCCGCCUCGGGCACGACGACAGCGUCGACACCGCUCGAUGAGGCCGGGCCCAAUGACCAGCUGCAACAGGACAUGCUGCGCAUGCAGGAUGCGAGAAACCACGGAAACGGCGACGUUGAGAUGGAGGACAGCUAG